AUGGCCGUCUCAAGCACCACCGUCGUAUUCAUCUUCGUUCUCGCGAUCAGCUUCUCUUCCUCCGCCGUGGCCGAGACGCAUGCGCCUUCUUCUCCACCGCCUCUGACCUGUACGGAGGAGCUGGUUAUGUUCUCUCCAUGCCUUCCUUACGUCUCCGCUCCGCCGAACAACAUGUCAGAGACGCCGAAUCCUCUUUGCUGCUCCGUUUUCUCCACUUCUGUUAAUUCUAGCUCCGGAAUUUGCCUCUGUUAUCUUCUCCGGCAACCGCUGAUCCUAGGAUUCCCGUUGGAUAGAUCUAGACUGCUUUCACUUUCCCAGAUCUGUAACGACCAUAGCUCCGACGAAUCACUCGAGUCUCUCUGCUCGCUAUCAGAGUCGCCGGAGCUUCCUCCGCUUCAGAGUAUCCAGUUUACAUCUCCGUUUUUUAACGGUGAUGGAGUUUCCGCCUCUCCUCAAUCCGUCGGCCUACCACCGGAAUCCGCCAGAAUUUCACCAAGCUCCGAUCAAUUCUCCCCAGAAACAGCACCACCACCACCGCCAAUUGAACAAUCCAUCAGGAGUAGCUCUCCAAAGAUCAGAAGUUUCUGGUUUCCAUCAACCAUCAUGACUAUAGCCAUUUCUUUCCUCACUCGCAUCUGA
Molecule: messenger RNA, 639 nt
Organism: Microthlaspi erraticum
Lineage: Eukaryota; Viridiplantae; Streptophyta; Magnoliopsida; Brassicales; Brassicaceae
Source: the annotation of a GenBank genome assembly